This is a messenger RNA of Epinephelus moara (kelp grouper), 3495 nucleotides long. RefSeq names its product ORMDL sphingolipid biosynthesis regulator 3 (gene ormdl3). Gene Ontology annotation, biological process: intracellular sphingolipid homeostasis; negative regulation of ceramide biosynthetic process; ceramide metabolic process. Lineage: Eukaryota; Metazoa; Chordata; Actinopteri; Perciformes; Serranidae. The transcript is spliced from 4 exons. The record is from RefSeq and is a predicted model, not a curated record. Bases 372 to 833 code for a protein of 153 amino acids. Gene Ontology annotation, cellular component: endoplasmic reticulum membrane.
GCGGUGACGUUAGAUCAUGAACUGUGCUGUGUUGUCACCAGCUGUUGUCUGCAAGACGGUGGAAAAGUGGAUGUACCUCGACUGAUCGUGAGCCGACACGAGUCACACCGCAGCGCUCAGCAGCACGUUCACAGCCGGAACAUGGUGCCGGGUGACUGAUGGGAACACUGGAGCCCCGCCAGUCUCCCAGUGAGAGUCCCAGUUACAUAACUGAAGGCAUCGAUAAAGACACUAAACUGUGAUAACGGACUAGUGCCAACACAGGUCGGAGUUGAAGCCAUUUUUCUCUGCUUAUACAGCUGGGUUCAAACUCAGACUGUUUGUACGUCCUACAGUAGGUAGGAGUGCUCUGAAGUGGCCCCGCCGCCAUCAUGAACGUGGGCACGGCGCACAGCGAGGUUAACCCCAACACCCGAGUGAUGAACAGCCGAGGAAUGUGGCUGUCUUACAUCCUGGGAAUCGGCCUCCUGCACGUCAUCCUGCUCAGCAUUCCCUUCGCCAGCGUGCCCGUGGUCUGGACCCUCACCAACCUCAUUCACAAUCUGUGCAUGUAUCUACUACUUCACACGGUCAAAGGGACGCCGUUUGAGACCCCAGAUCAGGGCAAGGCUCGCCUCCUAACACACUGGGAGCAGAUGGACUACGGUGUGCAGUUCACUGCUUCACGCAAAUUCCUCACCAUCACACCUAUUGUCCUGUAUAUACUAACCAGCUUCUACACCAAAUACGAUCGGGCCCAUUUUGUGGUCAACACUGUUUCCUUGCUCACUGUACUCAUCCCCAAGCUGCCACAGCUGCACGGCGUGAGGAUCUUUGGGAUUAAUAAGUACUGACAAGGCGGAAGAGGACACCUCCUUCCCGAAGUCCCCGCGGACUGCUGAGAGCACACAGAGUAUCAGGCCUCUGAUUUGGCUGCAGAUCCAACGAGGAUCCGUGGCUCCCUGGCUCCUGACUCUGCUGAGCGGCACUCUAAAUGAAGCCUCCUGGGGAAACUGCCAUGGUACCAAACCCCAGGAAAGUGACACAAUACACUUUAAAAAGAGCACAAAGGGAACAUGUGUGUUGUGACUGUUAGUGGCCGAGACUCUUUAGAUUAAAAAGGGAGUAUUAUGAUUAUGUUCAUUUCUGUAGAAAUGACAGUUUUCUGACGUGACAGGUGUCAGGAGGAGAGGACAAUGUAGUUGCACAAUAUUAUGUGCCAUUUUACACUCUGGCACACUGAGGCUGUAAUCAAAAGUUAUUUUGUAUGUAAUGAUACACUGCUGUAUUUAUUCAGCUGCACUUCAGCCAGAUGCUUCCUCUGUCUUGAGGUUUCUGGGCUUUGAGGAGAGUAACAAUACUUUAAUGAAACAGUGAGGGACCUGUGAACUGCUGCAGAGGCGAGACACGAGAAACCACAAGGUUUUAUAUUUAGCCCUCGCUGUUCCGCUCAGGGCCAAGAUUGGGAAGUUAAGCAACUCUUAUUUUUAUCUGACCAUUUCCAUAUUUGGACUCCUCUUGUCCUGGUUUGUGUCACAGCAAAGCCUCCUGUCUGCAGAGUUGUCAAGAGCAAGAACACUCUACUGACUUAAUAUAACCAAAAGUCCUGAAAUAGGAGUUAAGAGGUAAGUAUUAUGUCCAUACUUUAUCCAUAGUUACAUUAUAGGGACUCAUGCUUGUCACUAAAAGUAGGCUACUUAAGACCUGUCACAUUAGAAUGAGCUUCUUAUGUCUGCAUCUCAGUUUGGAACCUGCAGGCAAAUCACAUACUUGAGUUACCAGUUUAUUAGGUACACCUGUGCAGUCUAAUGCAGUCUAAUGUAGCCUUGCAGCAAAUUUCUGAGGUGUUUCUAAUAUUUUGUUCACCCCCAUUUACAAACAUGAAACUGAUAAUUUCAUUAAUGAAAACUGACUCAGCGUGUUUUGUCAUGACUAAGACGAGACGAUGACGAGACGGUACCAACAUCAUUAAACACUAACUAUGACUGUAUCAACAUGCAGUAUUCUUGAUGAAGAAAAAUGGGACUAAAAUGUAGUUUAAAAUCUAAAAACUUUGCUAAAACUUCAUAAUUUUUGUCGACAAAAUGAGAGGAUGAAAUAUUACAGGUAUUUUUAUUUAUUUAUUUAUUCAGUGUAGCACUUCUGUUUCCUAUGCUGCAUUCGAUAGGUCAGGACUACAUCUGCAGCACACAGUGAGCACCAUCAGGAGGACUCGUAGUAAAUCAGUACCAUCAGACAACCGGACACUCUGUGCAAAGCUGAAUUCUUACACCUCCUCCUAUCAUUCAUUCAGAGGGCCAGCAAACUCUGGCGGAUGGAGCACUGAAAAGUGUUCAGAUAUGUUGUAUUAUUGUAUGGAAUUACUCAAUGCUCAGUAAUCUUACAUUUACUGUUUUAAUUGUAAAAGCCUAACCAGGGACAGGGGUUGCAAAUUAGCCAUGGCUAGAAACCUCUAUGCAUUGCAUCUACUUUGUAUUUCACAUAUGAGGCAGCGUCAUGCAUUUGUCCUUGUCAAAUAAACAAGUAAAUGAAAUACAUAAAUAUACUACGAGCGACAGCAACAUUCAGGGAGCCUGUUGAGCCCUAAGUGAGCCCAAGCAAUGGCGUGCUGUUGCCCUAAAAAAAGGUUGAAGGUGUGCAAAUCUCGGUCAAAAUAGAGCCAGGACGAGCGUUUUUUCCGAACAAGCAAAGCAGGUUAGGACAUCUUCACUGGGAAACACUGAAACAGUCUGAACUUCGCUCACUCGUUGGCGUCGCGUCCAGUUUGGAAGAGGUGUAAAUCAUUCAACCUGUGUUUUUCAUCAGAUAAUAAGAUAAAAUCAUGUGUGAAAUAACUUUGACUAAUAUGACAGAAUUACUAGUUGUGACUGGACGAGACUGACUUAAAAUGUUAAUAGUUUUCUUUGAGUAAAACUACACUAAAAUAGUCAUGGUUUUCUUUGACUAAGACAGGAGUGAAAUGCCUAGACUUUUAGUUAACUAAAACUGUACAGAGUGCUGCAGGAAUGAGUCCGAAAACCCAGAAACGAGUUAUCAUUUUAGCACUUCUGGUUCCCUCGUCUUGAAGUCAAUGGGUGUUUGGUUAGAUACCUGAGUUAAGGUCUGUGGUUAACACAAACUCAAGAGACUUUUACGUUUUGUUCUACAACAUAAAACUAUGCAAAUGAAUACCUCGCUCCUGAAUUUUUAAGCUUUAACGUGACUUUAAAAAAAGCAUUUGUUAAUAAGUGGCUCAAUGAGACUUUAGAACAUCAUCAAGACAAACACGGCUUUACAUCCAUGCUAUGGUGGCGACGUUCAGUCAUGCAUCCGUGGUGUAGUUCCUUUGUAGCCUAACGUUAGCAUUUUACUUCUGGCGGUUGCAUUUACUCCUGAAGAAUCAUAAAAGUGGUUCAUCUGUGGAGAUAAUUCUACUAACCAAAAUGUAACGUAUGAUAAAAGUUUGUUUGCCACAGAGCUUAUUUCCUGCAAUAAUCAGAAAUCCAAUAAAAAAGUCUCAUUGGAUUUUUGUCAAGG